Molecule: messenger RNA, 2098 nt
Organism: Halteromyces radiatus
Lineage: Eukaryota; Fungi; Mucoromycota; Mucoromycetes; Mucorales; Cunninghamellaceae
Product: P-loop containing nucleoside triphosphate hydrolase protein
Exons: 15
Coding region: 12-2003 (663 amino acids)
Cellular component (GO): cytoplasm
Molecular function (GO): ATP hydrolysis activity; ATP binding
Source: RefSeq, a predicted model, not a curated record
UUUUUUUCUUCAUGACUACACCAGCAUUGAUUACGGCAGAAAAAGUAAUUGUUCAAGUUUCUCCUUUGGAAUGUACUAUCAGCAAGGAAAACCAUUUACGAAAAGGUUUACCUGACUACGAAGCCUAUAUACGGAGACGUCUUCCUGAUCAUACGAUCUCACAAGGACAAGUUAUACAAUGGGAGUUAGGUGGACGCUGGAUCAAUGUGACUAUACGCGACAUUAUGAUAGAUACAUCACAGAUCAUACCUACGGGACAGGAUCAGCAUUAUAGAUUAGAGCGGAAGACAACAAUUAUCGAAAUAGAAAGAAGUUCUCCUUUAUCAUCGGAUCUUACUAUGAAUAUGCAAGACGAAACACUGGAAAGUCUAUUAGAUAUGAUUUUAAGUGGAUUCGAUUAUGCUACUUCGUUUCGUCAACUUGGUAUUCCUGUAGCAAAAUCUAUCCUUCUUCAUGGUGUAUCGGGUGUAGGCAAAUGGACAAUGAUCAAACAUGCCAGUCAUAGAUUAGAAUGCAACUUGUUUGAAGUAUCGAUUCAACAAUUGUUAGAAUUAAAGGAUGAACGGGACCUGGAUGCUUUCAAGAAUUAUAAUCCUCUUCAUUUGAUGGUCAACAAGGCUAUCGCUGGAACACCAUCUAUAUUGGCUAUACGUGAUCUGGAUAUGAUUGGCAAAGGAAAUGAUAAACUUAUCGAUAUAUUGAUCAAUGAAAUCAAUCGGAUUCCUGAUACUGAAAAGGUCUGCAUGAUUGGUCUCGCACGGCAACUACAAAAAUUACCUCUUUCAUUACAAAAGGUCGACGUAUUCAAACAACAUCUUACAAUCUCUAUUCCUACGAUGGCUCGACGGAAACAGUUAUUGAAAACGAUGUUACUCGAUAUGAAUCUUGAUACCAACCAAGAAUCGUCGGAUGUUAUAGACUAUUACUCAACACAGAUAAGUUUGAGAACCUCAGGUUAUGUAGCACGGGAUUUGAAAAUGAUCUGUCGACAAGCAGGACUCAAAUCAAGGCGACGGCAACAUGAUACUGAAAUGGAAGAAGAUAUCAUCAAGGGAUUGACAAAUUUGAAUUUGGAUGGAAAGAAGCAACAAAGAUUGGUUAAUUGGUCUGAUUUUGAGUAUGCACUCGAAAACCAUCGACCUUCCCAACAAGUUGAAGUGGAAUCAACAAUAAUAAAAAGAAGCUGGGAUGAUAUUGGAGGAUAUGGCAAGAUCAAGCAGCGGAUCCGACAAACUACUUUGAUACCUUUAUUACAACCUGAUUUAUUCAAACGAUUAGGCAUUUCUCCACCUUCUGGUGUUCUGUUGUACGGUCCUUCAGGUUGCGGGAAAACUUUAAUGGUACAAGCCUUGGCAUCAGAAUCAAUGAUGAAUGUCAUUUCUAUCAAUGGACCGGAGAUCUUUUCAAAAUACCUUGGUGACACUGAAAACAAGAUACGACGACUUUUUGCAACAGCUAAAAGGAUUGCUCCCUGUCUGAUGUUUAUUGAUGAAAUGGAUGCUAUAGCUACACGUCGAGGAUGGGAUAGCGGUGGUGAUAGUAGUGGAGGAGUGAAUGAACGUGUACUUAGCACUCUUUUAAAUGAAAUGGAUGGUGUGGAAGGACGACAAGGAGUGAUCGUGAUUGGCUGUACAAAUAGACCACAAGAAAUAGAUGAUGCUAUCUUAAGACCAGGUCGUUUGGAUCAAUUACUUUAUGUGACUAUGCCAACUGUGGAUGAUAGAAAGGACAUCAUUACAACAUUAAUGCGACAUAUCAAAGUGGAUGAUGAUAUGGAUCCUAUGGACUUGGCAGAAAAGACAUCUUAUUGUACUGGUGCAGAUCUUGCUUAUCUAUUCCGUGAGGCAGGGACUGUGGCACUUCGUGAAAAUAUAGAUACAGCUAUUAUUGGCAAACGACAUGUGAAUCAAGUAUUGCCAAUUAUUUGUCAUCGGGCAAAACAACUUGUUGACGAUGGAAGUUUGGAUUGUUAUGAAAAAUUUUAUAAUGAUCAUAGUGUGUAGCAUAGUAUUACUAUUAUUAUUAUUAUUCCUUGUAUCAUAUUUAUAUUCCUAGAUUGUUAUUAUUAAUAAAUGAAAAUAGACUAUUUGAAGUAUAA